This is a messenger RNA of Solea senegalensis (Senegalese sole), 1674 nucleotides long. RefSeq names its product hydroxycarboxylic acid receptor 2-like. Lineage: Eukaryota; Metazoa; Chordata; Actinopteri; Pleuronectiformes; Soleidae. Bases 208 to 1278 code for a protein of 356 amino acids. The record is from RefSeq and is a predicted model, not a curated record. Gene Ontology annotation, cellular component: membrane. Gene Ontology annotation, biological process: G protein-coupled receptor signaling pathway. The transcript has 2 exons. Gene Ontology annotation, molecular function: G protein-coupled receptor activity.
AUAUAUGGAUACAUAUACACAUGUAUAUGUAUCCAUAUAUAUGUAUACAUGUAACUUAAUAAACGUUAUCUCUGGUCUUUUUUCACAGAAAAAAACAGGAAGAAGAAAAAAGGGAAGACACUUUUGUCCUGAAACUUUUUUUUCUUCCUCAUUGCCAUCAAACAUCACCAACACCUGAGAUCAAACACUCGUCUUUUCUUUGAAAUCAUGUUCAAUAAUUCCACGACCACAGUCCCUGGUCCUGGUGCUGGUUCUGGUCCUGGAGGUUGUCCACCUGUAGGUAUACAGCUGGAGGGCGUGAUCCUGCCGCCGGUUCUCACCAUCGACGUGGUGCUGGGCCUUCUGGGUAACGUGGUGGCUCUGUGGAUCUUCUGCUUCAAACUGAAGACCUGGAACCCCAACAACCUGUUCCUCUUCAACCUGCUCAUCGCAGACUUCUUUGCCCUGGUCAGCCUCCCUCUGAGGAUCGAUGCCUUGCUCAGGGGUCACUGGGUGUUUGGAGACGGUCUGUGCCGGAUCAACCUGUUCCUGAUGUUCUCAAAUCGCUCGGCCAGCAUCGCACUCAUGACGGUGGUGGCAGUUUACCGAUACUUUAAGGUCGUGCACCCUCACCACCGUGUGACGCGGCUGCGGCGACGCCAGGCCGCGUGUGUGCUGGCGCUGGUGUGGCUGCUGGUCGCCGCCCCUCGUCUGCCCAUGUUGGCCUUCAGUCACAUCAAAGGCAGCGGUAACAGAACCCAGUGCUUCUUCUUCACAUCGUACAAAGAGGCGUCGCGCGCCCUCGUCGUGCUGGUGGGCAUGCACCGCGUCCUCACGGUGCUGGAGUUUGUGGCGCCGCUGGUCAUGCUCACGUUCUGCUCCAUCAGGAUCUCCAGCUUCCUGAAGGAGCGACAGUUUGGAAAACCCGACAAAGUCCGCAAGGCGAUGCGAGUGUGCGCCGCCAUCGUGGCGGUGUUCCUGAUCUGCUUCCUGCCCACCACGGUGACCACCAUAGGGGUGUGGGCGGUCCGCUCGUACCGCCCCUGGGACUGCUCCGCCUUCUACACCUUCACUCAGCUCACCAUCGUCUCUCUGGGGCUGAACUUCCUGAACUCAGCUCUGGACCCCAUCAUCUACAUCUUCUCCAGCUCCAUGUUCCGUAAGGCUCUGUGCAGCUCACUGCCCCGCCCCCUGCGCUGUGGUCAGGCCGCAGAAGACGCCAGCACCGUGUCCUCGUCCGGAACUCAGUCCACGACUCAACAGGAGCUGAAGUCUAUGCGAGUGAGCAGAGACAUGUGAGGACACGCUGCUUUAAACGUGUGAGCGCCCCCUACAGCUGCAGCCAGGCUGGUGUCAUCAAACCUACGUCACAUGAUCACGUCUUUAUCUCAUAUCUGUGUGUGUGUGUGUGUGUGUGUGUGUGUGUACAUAAACAUCUGUGGUCGAACAUGUUACAAAUGUUACAAUAGUGCAACUGUGUGAAUGUAAAUGUGCUUCACAGGUUCAUGAUUGACAGCUCUGAGCUGUUUCUUCCUUUCACUGUUUUUAUACAGAAUUACAUUUUUUCAGAUUUCAUUUUCUUUAUUCAUCAGCAUCUAACACACACACACACACACACGGAGCAGAAACGUUUAUGUAGAAAUGCUGACAUCUAGUGGUGACAAAUGUCUUUGUUUGCCACUUUUAUUUAAACCU